This is a messenger RNA of Aphidius gifuensis, 2295 nucleotides long. Its product is annotated as SET and MYND domain-containing protein 4-like. NCBI's taxonomy places the organism in Eukaryota, Metazoa, Arthropoda, Insecta, Hymenoptera, Braconidae. The record is from RefSeq and is a predicted model, not a curated record. The coding region runs from base 1 to 1455 and encodes 484 amino acids. Gene Ontology annotation, molecular function: protein binding. The transcript is spliced from 4 exons.
AUGGAUGGACGUGAUGAUCGUUGUCAAAUCAAUAUAUCACAUUCAGACAAAGAUACACUUCAAACAAAAGAAAAUUAUAGAAAUGAAAAAACUUUGAAAGAUGAAUUUAUAGUUGCAUGGAAUUUUAUGAUUCGUCAUACCCAUGCUAGAUAUGAUUCAAUUCAAAAAAAUGCUCACAUGUAUUGUAAAGCUUUUCCUGGUGAUGAUAAGAUAAUAGCAGAGCGGCUAUUUUUACAAAAAACAACAUUUAAAGAUAAAUUUGAAGUGGCAUGGAAGUUUUCAGCUUCAUAUAUUGACAAAAGUCGUGAUAAAUUUUACAAAACAGUUGGUCGCUCAAUACUCUGGCGAAAAACUGGAGACAAAAUAUAUUAUGCUGCAAAAGAUAAAGAUUAUUUAUACAAAUCAAUUGAAGCAUACACCAAAAGUAUUGCACAUGCACCAGUUGGAUCCAGUGAAUUAUCAUUGGCUUAUGCAGAUCGUUCAGCUGUAUUAUUCAAAGCAAGACUUUAUGAAGAUUGUCUUCUUGACAUUGAACGUUCAUUAAAAACAGGCUAUCCAGAUAGAUUAAAAACAAAAUUACAUAUUCGUCAAGCAUUGUGUUUCAAAGCAUUGAAACCAAGCUCACAUAUUGAGACAGGUAUUUCAAUGGCUCAUGCAAUGCAGUGGCUUCCUGAUUUAAGAAAAAUUGAACCAAACUAUGACAUGAUUAAGACAUAUUCGGAGAUGAUGAAUGAACUUGAAAAACCACGUGAUAUUAAUAAAUUUUCACCAGAAAUAAAAAAUAACUUUAGUAAACACAUCGCUGGUGCUUCGAAUGCAAUUGAUUUAAAAAAAAAAAAUAAUAGUGAUCAACAUAUUAUUGCUAAAAAAAUGAAUCUGGUGAAUUUAUUUACAUUUCUGAGCCAUUUGGAUCAACUGUUAGUUAUAAAAUACGUUUUACCAAUUGUUGGCAUUGUUGUCGUCAAACUUUGGCUGGUGUACCAUGUGACGGUUGUCCAGCUAUCAUAUAUUGCUCUGAUAUAUGUAAAAAAAAAAGCAUGGGAUAGUUAUCAUAAUAUUGAAUGUUUAGUAUUAGGACAACUUUUAAAGAUUGACAAAAUUAAUAUAGCAGAUUUAUUAGCAAUAAAAACUUUUUUAAAAGCACUCAACUCAGUAAGUAGUUUGAGUGAAUUAAAUGAACAAAUGGACAAUAUUGACUCGAUAAAAAAUACAGGAUUCAUGUUUUCUCAUGGUAAACUUGAUGCUAAUUCUAUUGAUAAUUAUCGUUAUCUUGAUUAUUUUAAAGCAACAUCAACUGAGUGUACAUUCGAAUCAGCAUUACUUACUGUAUUGAUUGUUGCAAUUUUUGGUCAAAAAACAGAAAUAUUAGGUAAAAGAAUGACACUGAAAGAUUUGAUUGAGAGUAAAAAAAAAAAAAUAUUCAAUUUGGGAAAAUUAAUGUAUGUAUUCAUUUGAUAUUAAUCAAUUAUUAAUUAUUACUUAUUUAAUUAAUUUAUGUUUUAAAUUUAUCAGUUUAUAGAAACAGAAACUGAGGAUUCAUCUAUGUCGUCAAGUGUCAUGAUACCAUUUUGUAGAUUAUUAAAAAAAAGCUGUGAUCCUAAUGUUGAUUGGACUUAUGUGGGUUCAAAUGUUGGAUUUUAUGCUAUCAAACCAAUCAAGCAGGGAAAACAGAUACUUUUGAGUACUGCUGGUUCAUAUCAUCUGACUCCAAGAAUCGAUCGGUAUAUACGAUUAGCACCCACUACUACUGAUUAUAUACCAUGCAAAUGUAAAGCAUGUGAUGAAAACUGGCCAACUAUACAAUCCCUUCAAUCUUACGAGAGUAUGUCGUCAAACAAGAUAAGAAUGUUGUCAAAAAAAAUAAAGGCAGAACACUUGUAUUUGUUAUUAAAAAAAUUGUAUGUUCGAUUACAUACAGUUCAUGAUACUCUCGAGUAAUUAUUUAUAUUCAUAUAAAACUUUUACAAUGUUGUUUAUUGUUAAUAUAAUUGUCGAGAAGAAAAAUUCAAAAUGUCAUUCGAUUCUUGAUUUCGUCAUCUUAUUAAUUAUUGUUGGGUGAAUAGCUUUUAAAUUUUUUAUUUGGUAUUGGAUUAUUGAUCAUUUGUAAUGACUUUUAAAUUUAGUGGGCGUAUUCAGUUAAAUGCAAUUUAAUCAAAAAAUAAUAACCACCUUCAUGUAUUUAUAAAAAAUAAAAAAAAAAGUUUUAUUAUUAUAAUUUACAUUUAAAUAAUAAAAUUAAAUGUAUUUUUAUUUAAUUAAGGUAUUGGUUUUUAAAUAAUAAAUAAAAUUUAUUGC